This is a messenger RNA of Penicillium digitatum Pd1, 1980 nucleotides long. RefSeq names its product Ribonuclease P, Rpp40. The record is from RefSeq and is a predicted model, not a curated record. Lineage: Eukaryota; Fungi; Ascomycota; Eurotiomycetes; Eurotiales; Aspergillaceae.
AUGGAAGCUACCGUUAAGGAGCCUACCGAGGCUACCCAAUUCUUUACCGACGCACUUGCCGAUGUGCCUUAUGAUGAAGACCCCCACAAGGCUCUCUUGGGCCUUGACGAAUGGGAGGUACCCGAGUCAUUUUACCACGAAGAUGGUUCCUGCAUUUCUAUCUGGGAACUUGCUCAUGCCAAUGGAUAUCGCUUCGAAGGAGACCCCGAUGAGGCUCCUGGCUCGACUUUUGACAAGGCUUUUGUGGAAUUCGGUGUAGACCCCGUCCUUGGCCCAGUGACCCUGGAUCACCUGGAGCUUGACCCUGAAUCAUCUACUCCCGUCAUGAUUGAUGAUGUGGCUCCACCCAGCACUUGCGCCAACCAGCAGGGCACAGUCUAUCCGCUGGAUACCCUCAACUCUCUCGAAAACGCCGACUUGGGUCCUCCCACGGCAGUGGUUCGACUUACUCCCGCCACUGAUGCUCCAGCCACCAAAAAUGCUCAGGUCAUCAUUGACACGGCCAUUAAAGUCGCCCCUGUCACUACUGCUCUAGUCGCUCCAGUCAAUGAACGCGCUUCGGUCACUAUUGACCCAGCUGUUCAAGCCACUCCCGCCACCGCUGCCCCGGUCACACAAGCGACCCCUUUAAUCAAGUACAUUACCCAUGUCGUUCCAGUCACCAACAUUACUUCCGUCUCCCAAUGUGCUCCAGGUAUCGUUGGUCCAGCGGCCCAAGUCACUCCUGCCACCUCCGACUCAGCAAUUGGAACGGUCAGGGUUUUUGACUUGCCACAAGGCAAAUCGCGCCCUCAGCCUGCUAAGCGACCACCCAAGCAGAAAGCCAAGCGGGUCUCCAAGAACAAGCAAGAUGACGAGCUGCCCAAAAAACAGAAGAAGACAAAGGCGCAAAGCACUCCACGCAAGGUGAAGGGAAAGACGACCGUUGCUCCAAUCACCCCACCUCAGAAGAUUGCGCUUGCCCCAAUGACUCCUGUCCCUGCCUCGAUGCCCCCAGUGACAGGGACCACUCGCAAAACAAUGCCCUUUUAUAGCCAACAACAGCAUCUUCAAAUCCAAGAGCUUCUUCGAAAUCAAGAGCAGUAUCUUCGUACUGAGUGGAACCAGCUUCAACAACAGUCAGGUCAUCUGAAACGACAGCAGCCCAGAGAUCAACAGCAGCUCCAGAUUCACCAGCAGCAGUGUCAGCUCCACCAGCAGCAGAUGAAACUGUGCCAUCAAAAGAUCAUGCAGCACAAACAGAAAGUCCGUCAAUACCGGUAUCAGCAACAGCAACAGUAUGAAAUGCAACAGCAACAGAAAUCUCAAAUUCCAGCGGCUGUGCGAGUUCAGCAGCCCACCCAACAAGCGCAAGCUGUUUAUCCCACGCCUCCGAAGGAGCGCAUGCAGUCUGUGAUGCAACAAACUCAGCAAUUCCAAGCCGCAGCGGCUCAGCAAAUUCAGCAGCCCACUCAACAAAUGCAGGCAGUUUAUCCCACUCCUUCCAAGGAGCAUUUACAGUCUAUGAUGCAACAUACCCAGCAAUUCCAAGCCACGCAGGCAGUUGAUUACACUCUUUCUAAGGAACGCAUGCAGUCUAUGAUGCAACAAACCAAACAGCUUCAAGCUUCAGCGGCCCACCAAGUUCAGCAGCCCGCUCCACAAGCGCAAGCUGUUUAUCCCACGCCUCCGAAGGAGCGCAUACAGUCUGUGAUGCAACAAACCCAGCAAUUCCAAGCCGCAGCGGCUCGGCAAGUUCAGCAGCCCAUCCAAUCAAUGCAGGGAGUUUAUUUCACCCCUGCCAAGGACCGUACGCAGUCUGUUUCUUCCCUGUCUGCCGCUUCGCCCAGCAAGAGAACUUUCCAGUUUGUGGAGAACAUCGUGCCUCCCAAUUUCGUGGCCAACCCAAACAAUCAUGCCCGAUGGGGUGUUGGCCCUAAUGGCGACCGAUCCUACAUGAACGGACCCCAGGCAAAGAAACCACGAAUCUCUCGAAAGUAA